Molecule: messenger RNA, 655 nt
Organism: Panicum hallii
Lineage: Eukaryota; Viridiplantae; Streptophyta; Magnoliopsida; Poales; Poaceae
Exons: 1
Coding region: 10-360 (116 amino acids)
Source: RefSeq, a predicted model, not a curated record
CAUUGCAACAUGAGCAUGGAGGGGAUUAUCCCGUUCGUCUGCGGCGCGAUCAAGAGGCGGAGGCUGGUGAAAAAGGCGUCGGACUACGAGCGCCUCUCCUCCGCCGGCGCUCCUCCGACGUGGGGGCAGCAGGAGCGCUUCACCUGCGGCGCCUACCGUUCUCGGAGUCAGAGCUGCCGGUUGGCCGCGGAUUCGCCGGCCGGCGUGCUCGGUUUCUCCGGCGACGAGGGUGACGGGGCACUGCCUGAGGGCAUCCGGGACGAGCCGCUUCCGCCGGCGGUCGACGACGGGUGGCGCGGCCUGUCCAGGUCCCGGAGGUUCAGCAGCAUGCGCCUGUUUGCGUGCGUCAGUGGCGCGUAGGAGCAUGGUGGUGGGUUUGUGACGCGAGCACAUCCUGUACAGAGAAUAUCGACGGCCGAGUAAAAAUGGCGAGUGAGACGCAGUAGUUGCUGCGAAGCACAAUGCAGGAAGUGAUCUUAGCUUUUCUCUGAUGGAAAGAUGAAAUACUGUACUAACAUGGCUGACUGCAUUUUGAGUUUUUGAACAUAACUGAACUUGUUGCAUUACCAUGGCACAAACCAGUGGACUUUUCUAUAGGCGCAAAACAGUUUCUGUAUUCAAGAGAACAAAUUUAAUUUUUUUUUCCUAAAGACAA